GAGAGAGACUGUUGUGGAGUGAGGCGGGAGUUUCAGCGAGGUUAGAAAGUUCUCCAUCGCCGACAGACAGAGGAGAAAAAACAAAAGCUGCUGUUUACUGGAACAUCUCAAUGGAAGUGAAACAGGACACAUGUGAUGUGGACACAAAUAUCAUGGAGAAAACUGUAAAUAUUAAGGAGGACGACUGGGAGUGGGAGUCCAUCUACCCAAAACAGGAAAGUCUGAGCAUUAAGGAGGAGAACAGUGAACUGCAGCCAGUGAGCAUUAAAGAAGAACCUGAAGAGAAGUCUGUCAGUAUUGAGACACAUAACCGUACAAAUCUGGACAGUGUAAAAGAAGACAACCGUCAUGAUGGGUGUGAAGAUGGAGUGGUGACCAGGUUAGACUCUUCUCAUAGCAGACACUGUUCAUCUCCAGAGCCUUCUAUCAAUGUGAAGUCUGAGUCAUUACAGUCUGAACUAAAGAGGGCUGAGGAAACUACAUCUGUUAGAGUUCAGAAAAAUAAGCGACCAUCUUCAAAGAAGUCUGGAAAAAGAAAGAAAAAUCACUGCAAUGUGGAAUGUGGCAGAGAAUUCUCUAACAGGAGUGCUCUUCAGAAACACACGAGAGUUCACACCGGAGAGAAGCCAUAUUGCUGUAAUGAAUGUGGUAAACAGUUUUCACAUAAAGGCAAUCUUCAGACACACACGAGAGUUCACACCGGAGAGAAGCCAUAUUGCUGUAAUGAAUGUGGUAAACAGUUUGCAGAGAUAGGCCAUCUACAGAAACACACGAGAGUUCACACUGGAGAGAAACAAUAUUGGUGUAAUGAAUGUGGCAAACAGUUUUCAGAGACGAGCAGUCAUCGGAGACACACAAGAGUUCACACCGGAGAGAAGCCAUAUUGCUGUAAUGAAUGUGGUAAACAGUUCUCAAAGAUGAACAGUCUACAGAAACACAAAAGAGUUCACACCGGAGAGAAGCCAUAUUGCUGUAAUGAAUGUGGUAAACAGUUUUCAGAGAGAGGCAAUCUUCAGAAACACACGAGAGUUCACACUGGAGAGAAGACAUAUUGCUGUAAUGAAUGUGGUAAACAGUUUUCACUAAAAGGCAAUCUUCAGAAACACAUGAGAGUUCACACUGGAGAGAAGCCAUAUUGCUGUAAUGAAUGUGGUAAACAGUUUUCAGAGACGAGCAGUCUUCGGAGACACACAAGAGUUCACACCGGAGAGAAGCCAUAUUGCUGUAAUGAAUGUGGUAAACCGUUUUCAGAGAGAGGCCAUCUUCAGAAACACACGAGAGUUCACACUGGUGAGAAGCCAUAUUGGUGUAAUGAAUGUGGUAAACAGUUCUCACAGAUGAACAGACUACAGAAACACAAAAGAGUUCACACCAGAGAGAAGCCAUAUUGCUGCAAUGAAUGUGGUAAACAGUUUUCAGAGAUAGGCAAUCUUCAGAAACACACGAGAGUUCACACCAGAGAGAAGCCAUAUUGCUGUAAUGAAUGCGAUAAACAGUUCUCACAGAUGAACAGUCUACAGAAACACAAAAGAGUUCACACCGGAGAGAAGCCAUAUUGCUGUAAUGAAUGUGGUAAACAGUUUUCACAAAAAGGUCAUCUUCAGAUACACACGAGAGUUCACAACAGAAUAAAAACAGUAGCACUUCAAAAAUCAGUCCAGAAAAACAAGAACCCUUCAGGACUCAAGAGUGAGGUUCAGUCGUGUCCUGAAAAGUAAGCAAACUAAACUAUUGUUAAGAAAUGAAUCUCAAAGAUAAGCCAUAUUGCUGUUUGGAACGUGGCAAACAAAUCUGUCAGAGCAGUACACUUCAGAGACGCACCAGAAUUCACACUGGAGAAAAAUACAACUGAACUGUCCUGACUAAAGAGUGAGGUUCACUCCUGCCUGGACAGUAAGCACAUGUAACGACUCAAAUCCAUCCUACUUAGUGUUGUGUCAA
Erpetoichthys calabaricus (reedfish) is the source of this 1941-nucleotide messenger RNA. RefSeq names its product gastrula zinc finger protein XlCGF57.1-like. Gene Ontology annotation, molecular function: DNA-binding transcription factor activity, RNA polymerase II-specific; RNA polymerase II cis-regulatory region sequence-specific DNA binding. The record is from RefSeq and is a predicted model, not a curated record. The transcript is spliced from 3 exons. The coding region runs from base 111 to 1718 and encodes 535 amino acids. Gene Ontology annotation, biological process: regulation of transcription by RNA polymerase II. NCBI's taxonomy places the organism in Eukaryota, Metazoa, Chordata, Cladistia, Polypteriformes, Polypteridae.